CUAUCUUCCGUAGCGCUAAUCGAUGGGACUUCAGCCUCUGAUUACUGCGUUUCGCUACUCUCUGGCUCUAUCAAGCAGGUACGCAAGCAAUCACUCCACAUCAUGUUGGGCGCCAAGCGCGUUACCCGUCCCAUCUUGUCGAAAAUACAAGCCCCCUAG
Messenger RNA from Bipolaris zeicola 26-R-13, 159 nucleotides. RefSeq lists its product as uncharacterized. The record is from RefSeq and is a predicted model, not a curated record. The transcript has a single exon. NCBI's taxonomy places the organism in Eukaryota, Fungi, Ascomycota, Dothideomycetes, Pleosporales, Pleosporaceae. The annotation marks the transcript as partial.